AUGGCCUCUCCCACCACUGCCACUGGCACUUCUCCCUCUUCGAACUCCAAGCCUAUUCUCCCUCGAUUUACUAUUCCCUGUGGUGACCACUUUCAUUCACGCGACUCUUCGCCUUCCUCGUGUGACACCCCGGACGGUUCGAGAUCCAGCAGUCGCCGCCGCCCAUCCUUUGGCUCCAUCAAAGAGGACGCCGACGACGAUAUUGCGCAAUCUUUCGUGGACACUCACCACGCUCCUUCCCCCAAGGAGCCCUGCAAGCCCGCGCAUCGGGAGAUGCAGCCGAGCCCUGACUUCUGUUGUCCCUGUGGUGGAUUUCUAGGAUGGAAGCAAAUCCGCCUAGGUGGAAAGAGCCUGAGUCGUAGUUAUGGAGACCUGCGCAAUAUCGGCAAUAUGCAGGCGAAGGGUUGGGCAUGGGAAGAUACCGAAACGGGAAGGGAGCUAAUGCCUCCUCAGGCCCCCGCUGUGGUCGAACUAUCCCAGCCGCCUCCUGGUACAUCGGCUCUCGAGAAGCUGCCCCCUGAGGUUCUUGAUCAAAUUAUUUCGAACUUGGCCCUGGAUUUGCCUCCCAAUGGCUACACUCCCCGCAAUGUUGACCUGAUCUCAUGCCUUUUGACCUCACACACCCUGCAUGCAGCAACCCUGGGCGUCCUCUACCGCAACAUGACCUUCCCGCACUCGAUCAUCUUUUCCAAGGCCCUUAACCACAUGUCGCAGUACCCGGCACUGGGAACUUUGGUGCGCCGUCUCGAUUUCUCACACUUUACUUCUGUUGGAUUGGGUCGUACUAAGCAGAUGAACGCGGAGAUUCAAAACUUGACCUCGCGCACGCUUUUGAAGUGCUUGGACCUUUUGCCCAACUUGAAGGAAUGUUUGCUGCAGGAACAUCUAGAGGGUGAUCUUAGUGUGGAAGUUAUACGGAAGUUGUUUAUGGGCUUGCCGAACUUGCGUGCUGUGGAUUUCUGUGGUUGCUCUACUCAGGCCUUUUCUCAAGUCUUCACCGAGGCUCUGUCCGCAGGCCCCCCCUUUGCCCAUGAUACCAUUCCCGCACCCAUGUUCGAUCAAUUGCUCUCACGACUGAUCAACCUGACGCACCUCGAUUUGACCCACACCCAGGUCAAUGACUCCGCCCUUGCGGCUAUCCCGGAGACUGCUCGCAUCAGCCACCUGGGCCUGUCCCGGUGCACACGUCUGCGUAGCUCCGCCUUGAUCGAAUUCCUGACCACUCAUCCUGCCGUUUGCGAUUCUCUUGUGUACUUGAACCUCUUGAAUGACCCAACGCGAUUCCGUCUGCUUGAGGAGGAGGAUGUUUCAGCAUUGCUGCCCAAGCUCCCUUCGACUCUUCGAUCUAUGAACCUGGGUGGCGCCAAGGUUACUUCUGAGCACGUGUCCCUCUUGAUCCCUCUGACCAAGCACCUGCAUGAAUUGGGCCUCAGCUCGGCCGAACUUUCUGUCAAAGACGUGAAUUCAUUCUUUGCCAAGGAUGAAAACGCAGCCCCCAGCACUCUGUGCUAUCUUGACCUUGCCAAGGUGCCGCAGAUGACCAUCGGUGCUAUCUUCAACACGAGCUCAUGCCUUCUGCUGUCCGAGCAGAGCUAUCCCCUGCAGGUGAUCGAGUUCAGUGAUAAGAUUAUCACACCGCUCCGUGAGCGCGCCAAGACCCAGCGUGUGUCUGUGGGAUGGACUGUUCGUGAUCUAGGCCGCCGCGGUUGGUAUGUUCGCGAUCCCGCAUCGCUGCCAAAUGAGCCUUUGGACGACGGCUACCGCUACUGGAAGAUGGGAGCGCGCUGGUGGGGCAUGCGCAAGAUCCCCAUGGCCGUCGGCGAUGUUGGCGGCAUCUAUGGACACUAUAUGUUCAAGAAAUGA
This is a messenger RNA of Penicillium manginii, 1863 nucleotides long. RefSeq names its product Leucine Rich Repeat domain protein. NCBI's taxonomy places the organism in Eukaryota, Fungi, Ascomycota, Eurotiomycetes, Eurotiales, Aspergillaceae. The record is from RefSeq and is a predicted model, not a curated record. The transcript has 4 exons. Bases 1 to 1863 code for a protein of 620 amino acids.